Messenger RNA from Lingula anatina, 3661 nucleotides. RefSeq names its product transmembrane protein 263-B. NCBI's taxonomy places the organism in Eukaryota, Metazoa, Brachiopoda, Lingulata, Lingulida, Lingulidae. The record is from RefSeq and is a predicted model, not a curated record.
UUCACAUUUCGCAGCCACGUAAACAAGAGGAGCCGCAACUUGAGUUCAAAAUAGUGCUGAGAAAAAAGAGAAUCGCUAUACCGCAAUUUUUUGCAGUUGGUGAAGGUUAAAAACAUCCAUAUCAAUCGAAACGUGUAACUGCAAGCUGAAACUUAGGUUGUGUGGGUAAAGAUAUCCGCAAUCUAGGCCGUCCACUGCCGAAGCAAGGGACAAGGGACGACGAUUGCAGGCAACCAAAACAACGAGUGCGUACGUGGCGAUUGUUUUUCCAUCAACCAUGUCUGGAUGGGUAUCCUCUGUUUACUCGUGCAUUGUUAAGAAACCUGCUUCAGAACAGGUUGAGGUUAUAUUAGAUCCCAAUGAUGUGAAAGAGACUGAUGCUCCUGAGUACAGUGCUGACAAGAAAACAGAUAAUGUAGAGGAACCCCAGCAAUCACCAGGAAUGGUGUGGCGACUAUCUAGUGGCGUUUUCAAUACAGCAACUGGAGCUGUCGGACUGGGAGUUGGAGGUGUAAAGUGGGCAGCAAGUAAAGGCUAUAAUGUAGGAGCUGCAGUAGUCAGUGGGUCUCAAGCUGUUGCCAGUAAAGUUCCAGUAGUCAACAAAUUACCAGGUCUUUCAAAGAAGGACAAAAGUGAUUGAAGUAAUGAAACUGAAAUAUGUUAAGAAGUUAUUUUUAAACUCCACUUUACGUGUCAAAAACAGAUUUUUUCUGAUGAAACAAUUUAUUUUGGUGCAUGCAUUAUAAAAAUGCAAAAAUGUUUUUAACUUACACAAGGUAUAUAGAUAUUUAUCAGACAAUGCUUAAUACCUUGGUGAUUAUGAAAAUGGCCCGAGUCUGUUAUUAACUCAUUUGCAGUUUACUUCACUCAGUUUUACUGGCAAAAAUGAAAGAAUGGCGCUUUAAGUAACUAAGUGUAGGAUUUUACACACCUAGUAAGUACAUACACCACUAAACUUAUCCUGCUAAAAUUAUCUGAGGACUAAGUAAUACUCUACCAUUUUUUAAAAGAUAAAUAUCAAGAAUAAUUUCAAAAAGAGAACAAUAAGAAAAAAAACGAGUUUACCACUUUCUGAUAUACCAUUUCACCCAUUAACCACCUUGGAAUAGUUCUAAAUUGUGCAAGAAUGGAACUUGAGGGAUGGCAGAAUUUGAAAGAUUAUUGCUGAAGUAAGGUCAAGUACUUUUUAAUUUCCCCAGAUUGUUUUUGAGUUAUGGUUGAAUGUCAGGAAAGAAUGAUCAGAUGUUGGUUAUUUGCAAAAAAAUACUGUUUACCCCAAUAAAUUCAUGUUUUUCAAAAGUUUGAUCAUUUUUUACUGUAAAAUCCUACACUGUGCAACUUAAAGGAGUGUUAUAUUUUACUUAAGGAGUAUUAUGUAAAAUUGAAAAUAGAACAUGAAAUCAAAGCAACCCAUGCAGGUAAAAGGUCACAUUCAUUUUAUCAUUUUGUUUUCAGUCUUGUAUGUCUUAAAUCUUAAAUGCUGUGUAUCGGCAAUCAAUUGCAACAAAUGAAUGGGUCAGAUGCCUUCAGAUUGCCCUAGUAUAGGAAACAGGAAAUAUGUUCAACUUAAUGCCUAAAUUUUAAAGGUCAAUCACUAAAUUAUAAAUAGGGAACUAUCUUUGCAGACAAUCCCUUUCUUACAAAAAUGAUGAAUUUCCAUGUUGCAGAGAUCAUUGCAGGAAUUUUGCAUUUUUGAAUAGUUAUUUGCAUUUAUAAGCUUCUAGUUCUACUGGCAUAUCCUUUAGAACAAGUAAAUGAAUAUGAUGUUAGAUUUUAACUUAUCUGAAAGAACCUGUUUCAAACCAGGUUGUUGUAAGCAAUUGGAUUGGAUUGGCAUUUGUUAUUAGCUGUUAACUCUUAUCAUCUUGUAUGGCUGUAAUUAUGGCUGUAAGCCUUGAUGCAUCAUAUUUCAUGGAAAUCUAUGCAGUUGUUUGAUGUAGAUAUGAACAUCAUUUUAGCAAACCGUCCCCAUUUAUUUAUAAAUGAUCAUCAUUUAUUCACUGCACUUUGACAAGAAUAUCAUUUGCAUUUUGCUUACAUUUUAACUUAGAGGAAACUUGUCAAUUGAUGUUAAAACUUGGAAUUAUGCUCCAAUUCAAAAUUGACAUAGGGUAGUAAAAUCAAUUUGUAUAGAAUGUUUCUAAACUUCUAAACUCUAAAGGUGUUCCUUUUUUUGUAAGUGUUGUAGGUGAAUGAUGUAAAUAAAAACAAUCAUAAACAAUGGUGCAUAAAAAUCUGUGAUGCUUAUUCUAUUUUGAAAAUUCGUAAGUUGCAUGUUUCCUGGAAUUGGUGUUAAGUAAUAUAAGCAUGUUGCAAGAAUAGUACUUUAAAUAUUUUCAAUUUUUUUCUUUAAAAAAGAGAAAUCUUGUCAUUGUGAAAAGGCAUGAUUGAAUGGGUGCUAUUGCCUUUACAUUCAAUGUUCAGAAUCCAACCAUUUGACCUGCACAAUUAUUUUGUCAGUAUGUGUAGAUUUUAUGCAUAGAUAUAUUUGCCAUGGGAUAUUGUAUCCUCGGUGUUAUAAUGAUCUGUAAUAUAUAAAGGUUUCAUAAAUACAUCUAAAUGAUCUCACUUAAAAUGUCAGACUUUCACUCCUUGCAGGCUUAGCACAUGAAUGCUCAGUGGUAACACAAUACAUUCGAGAAGUCGGUUGUUUGCCAUUACUACAGUAGUAAAAGCUCUUAGAUUAACGUGUGGGUUUUCAAUCCCUCAUAGUACAUUUAAAUUGAUUACCGUAAAGGGAUGACAGCUCUUCAUUUUGAUGGGAAAAGUGCCAUGAAAAGAAUAUUCCUGGGGUAAUCGUCAUUUUUCUUUUACUUUUCAAUAGUUAGUGAAUCCUUUAUGAGAAUCAAUGUUGGCCUAUUUUUUUAAGUUUGGUUUUUGUAAUAAUUUCUGAAAAGUAAAUUAGGAGUGUAGCCAUCUAUGAAGGUUCACAUGAUCAGAUGGUAUGCACAGAUUUCACCAUUCUUGUGGUAAAAUGGAAUUUAUUAUAUUGCUAUGGCUGCAUUCAGAACAGUGGACUAACUAGUCUGAGGGUCAAAUAUGGCAAUCCACUAAAAAGCUUGCCAUCCAAUCCCCUAAUAGAUAUUGUAUAGAUUCCUGGUGGGGAACUUUUCAAGUGGGUGGGCUAUAUAUUUGACCCUCAGACUCGUUAGCCCACUGUUAGGAAUGCUAACAUUCUUAACAUUUGUUAGUAGCAAUGUAUUUAUUGCAGAAUUUCGAAUCUCAUAUGAAGAGUUGUUAUCCUUUUAAUGGAAGGCCUGUCAAUUGCAAGUCACCAGAUGUUGCAAUUUUUCAGUAGUCAAUGGUUCAUCAGUAAUCUAUUAAGAUCAUGUUAUUGCAUUUAUACUUUCAGCAUAAUGGCCUUUACAUAGUACUUCUAGUCAACAUGUUCUGGUCUCUGUACAUAUGUAUUGGCAACUUUACUUAGUGUCAUUUAAAUAGUAAAAAAAAAAGGUUCAAAGAGUCGGUGAUAAUAGCCAAGUCAUGCAUAUUAGGCAAUUUAUUGUGAAGAAAAUGUUUUUAUCAACAUUUUUUUUUUCUUCGAAUCUUUUCUUCCUUUUGUAUAUAUAUGCCAUACAGAAUACAUUUCUUGGGUUUUGGAAUGGUUACUCAUUAACAUAUUAUUGUUCCCAGUAUUAUGUUCACAGUUAUAUGUUUAUAU